Molecule: messenger RNA, 699 nt
Organism: Aureobasidium musti
Lineage: Eukaryota; Fungi; Ascomycota; Dothideomycetes; Dothideales; Saccotheciaceae
Source: the annotation of a GenBank genome assembly
AUGGGCAUCCUCUCAAAUCUUCUAGCACAAUAUUCUGGCGGAGAUGACAAGGCCAAGGCCGACUCAGCGAACCCGGCGGUGCCACAGUCACAACAACAACCUAUCUCACAAACCAUCAGCCAACUCCCGAGCCAAAGUCCGAAACAGAAUAGCCUCCUCUCAAUUGAUGAUGAGCUCCGGGANAAGAUGCGCACCAACCCGCGAGCACGCGCCGUCAGACAGUUGUCACUUUUCUUCGCCGGCGCCACCUUCUUUGGAUUGAGUCUGCUUGUCACGCGUAGAGCCGUCGCCCGGAAAUUGCUCGCCGAUGCUCCCAGGCAGUUUACGCCUUCGAACUAUCAGCCCAAGAAUGUCAAUGGUGGUGUCGAAGCUGCUCAGGCCUUUGUUCUCGCUACUGCAAAUGUCACUAGUGCAGCUAUGAUGGGUACUGGAUUCAUGAUGUACGCUCUGGACGUCACCGAUACCGAAGACAUGCGCACCAAGUUCAGAAAAGCCUGGGGCUUUGAACGAACAGCUUUGGAAGAGGCUGAACAAGACGAGGAGAUGGAGAACAUGGUCAAGGAGUUCCUGGAGAAGAAAGAAGGUGGCGACAACAAGGGCAUGGCUGAAGGUCUUGCUGGUCUUGUGGCUGCCAUGGCAGCAAAGGAGGAAGAGAGACUUGCCAAACUUCAGAAACCCAAGGAUGGUCUGGAGAACUGA